AUGGGGAAAGAAAAUAUAGAUAAUAAAGGUCUUUAUGAUAGCAGGAAUGAAAAGGAUGCUUGUGGUGUGGGUGUUGUAGCUGAUAUUAAUGGUAAAUUUUCUAGAAAUAUCAUACAGAAAGCUUUACAAAUAUUAUUACGAUUAAGUCAUAGAGGUGGUGUGCAAGGAAAUAAUGGAGAUGGUGCUGGUAUUUUAGUUGGAAUACCACAUGAGUAUUUUCAAAUGUUAAGUGAUACUUGUCAAUUACCUUUUUUAUUACCAGAAAAAGGGGAAUAUGCUGUAGCUCAAAUAUUUUUACCACAAAAUGAGGAAAGAAGACUUUUUUUAUAUCAUGAAAUUGAGAAAGAAGUAUAUAAUCAUGGAUUAGUUGUUUUAGGAUGGAGAUCUCCUAUACCUGUUCGACAUGAUGUUAUUAGUUGUAGUGUUAAAAAAAGUGAACCUUUUAUUGCUCAAAUGUUUGUUUGUAAAAGAUCUGUUUUUAAAAAUUAUGAUGAUUUCAAUAUAUAUCCAUUUUCAGAUAUAAAUUUUACAGAUGAUAGUAAUUUGAAAUUAAAUGAAUUACCAGAUGAUAUUGAAUUAUUAUCAUUUUUUAUAAGAAAAAAAUUAGUUAGGCAUAAUGAUAUGUAUUUCUGUAGUUUUUCAUCUAGAACUAUUGUAUAUAAAGGAUUAUUAACACCAUCACAAAUAUAUCUAUAUUUUGAAGAUUUAUUAAGUGAACAGUUUACAUCAUAUUUAGCAAUGGUGCAUGUACGUUUUUCAACGAACACAUCACCUACAUGGUAUGCUGCUCAUCCUUUUAGAAGAAUAUGUCACAAUGGAGAAAUAAAUACAAUAAGUGUUAAUUCUAUUUUAUUCCAAGAACGUAUGGAAUCAGCAAAAACACCUGCAUCUUUCAAAUCAGUUUCAAUAAAAGAUCUAAGACCAAUAAAUGAAGAAAAUUAUAUUAUAUAUGAUAAUGAUGAUGAAAUUAUACAGAAGAGAGAUACUUUUGAAGAUAUUAUGUUAACACAAAAUCGUUUGAAAAAAAAGUCUAGAAGAAAUUUACUUUUAAAAUUGAAGAAGGAUUAUACUUAUAAUAGUUCAGCUAUACAUUAUAAUAUUAAAAGAGAAUUUAUGAAUUCUGACAUUAAUAGUAAUUCAGAAUUUUUAAGUAAUGUAAAUGAAGAUUCCAAAAGUUCCUCUGAUAUUGAUAUAAUAAGUGAAGAAAAUUUAAUGAAUCAUUUAAAAGAAAAAAAUAAUAAAAAUUUUAGAAAAACUAUGAAAAAUCAAAUUAAACAUGGUGAAUCACAAAAAACUAAAGGUGCUAUUAGUUAUCCAUCUGAUUCUUCUAUAUUUGAUAAUGCAAUUGAUUUUCUUACCAUGACAGGAAGAGAAAUUGAACAUGCAAUCAUGAUGUUAAUGCCUAGAGCAUAUCAAAAAGAUCCAAAUAUAAGUCCAUUAGAAAAAGCUUUUUAUGAAUAUCAUACUUGUAUUAUGGAACCAUGGGAUGGACCAGCUUUAAUUAUAUUUACAGAUGGAUAUAAAGUAGGUGCAUCAUUAGAUAGAAAUGGGUUAAGACCAGCAAGAUAUAGUAUUACUAAUUAUGGAUUGUUUGUCUUAUCUAGCGAAACUGGAGUAGUAGAUUUAUCAUAUGAUAAAAUUGUUCAUAAAGGUUCCGUUUAUCCUGGUAAAGUUGUAUUAGUAGAUUUUAAAGAAAAAAAAUUUUUAAAACAUGAAGAAAUAUUGAGUAAAUUUUUAAGAGAACGACCAUAUAAAAAAUGGAUAGAUCAUUAUUCUAUACACAUGGAUAAUAUAAUUAGACCUGUAACAAAUAUGGAGAAUAUUCGUAUGAAUGCUUAUAAAUAUGGUGCCAUAUUGAAUAAGGAAAAUUAUUAUCAUAAUAAUAUAAAUAUAAAUAAUAACAAUAAUAAUAUUAAAUGUAAUAGUAAUGUUUUUAGUAUUAGUAAUCAUAAAACGUGUUUAAAUGAUAUAGAUUAUUAUGAUGAAUCAUUAAUUAAAAAAUUAAAAGCAUUUGGAUAUACAUAUGAUGCUUUUAAUAUGAUCAUAUCACCAAUGGUUAAACAUGCAGCUGAUGGAUUAGGUUCUAUGGGAAAUGAUACAGCCUUUCCAUUCUUAAGUUAUUUACAUCGUAAUUUAUUAUAUUAUUUUCAACAAACAUUUGCACAAGUAACCAAUCCAGCUAUAGAUCCUAUAAGAGAAGAGAAUAUUAUGUCUCUAAUGAGUAAUCUAGGAAAAGAAGGAGAUCUGUUACAAUAUAGUCAUGUUAAUUGUCAUCGUAUAUUUAUAAAUGGACCUAUAUUAAAUGAAACCUUAUAUAAUAUGUUACUUCAGUUACCUGAUUUUCCACAUAUUAUAAUUGAUAUGACAAUAGAUUUGGAUAAACUACAAUCCAUGAUGAAUAACAUAAAUAAUAAUUAUUCACCUAAUAAAGAUGGCGACCUUAGUCAGAACAAUAUUGUUAUUAAUAUCAAUUCUGAAGAUCCUUCAAAAGUAGAUGUGUGUAAAUCAAAACACUCAAAAGAGGAACAUAAUAAUAACAAAAAAAAACAGAUAUCAUCAAAAUAUUUAAUUAAAUUUAUUGAUAGCGUUAAUUCUAAAGUUGAAAAUGCUAUUAAAAAAGGAUGUCAAUUAAUUAUUUUAUCACAUAAUAAUGUUAAUGAAAAAAGGGUUCCCAUAUUUUCUAUAUUAAUUGUAGGUGCAUUACAUAAAUAUUUAUUAAGUAAGAAUUUAAGAACAAAAUGUUCACUUAUUGUUAAAGCUGGAGAUUGUUUUGAGAUUCAUCAUUUGGCUGUUCUUUUAUCUUUUGGUGCUGAUUGUAUUUAUCCAUAUAUAUUAUAUGAGAGUUUACAGUUUAUUAAAUUUGCUGAUAAUGAAGCGAGAUUAAGUAAUAACCAAAUGAUAAGUAAUUAUAGACAUGCAGCUAAUUAUGGUAUAUUAAAAAUAAUGUCUAAAAAUGGAAUAUCUACAUUACCUAGUUAUAAAGGUUGUGGUUUAAUGCAACCCUUAGGUAUAUCAGAUGAAAUAUUAAAAAAAUGUUUUAUAAAUGUAUGUGAUUCAAUAAUUGGUGGAGUCACUUUUGAAUUUGUUGAAAAAGAAAUAUUAAAUAUAUUUUAUCUUGCAUAUCCAAAAAGAAUCUUGACAUUGAAUUUAAAAGAUGCAAAUGAAGAAUUAGAUGAUUAUGGUGAAUAUCAUUUUAGAAAUAUAGGAAAAUCUCAAUUACAUAUGAAUCAUCCUGAAACUAUUAGUUUAUUACAAAGAGCUACAAGAAGUGGUAAUAAAGAUACUUAUAAAAAAUAUUCUGAAUUACAAAAUGAAUUAAUUAAUCAUUGUGAAAUUAGAGGACAGUUAGAAAUUAAUUAUAAAAAAUGUCCAUCAUAUAAUAAAAUUAAAAAGAAACAUGAACCAAUUAAUAUUCAUUUAGUCGAACCAGUAAAUAAAAUAUUAUUAAGAUUUUGUACUGGAGCUAUGUCUUUUGGAUCCUUAUCAGAAGAAGCGCAUACUACUGUAGCUACUGCUAUGAAUAGUAUGGGGUUAAAAUCAAAUACUGGAGAAGGAGGAGAAGCAGAAGAAAGAAUAAAAACAGCUAAUAAUGAAAUAAAUACAAGUUCUGCUGUAAAACAAAUUGCUUCAGCUCGAUUUGGUGUUACUGCAUAUAGUUUAGUAAAUGCACAAGAAUUGCAAAUAAAAGUAGCACAGGGAUCCAAACCAGGAGAAGGUGGAGAAUUACCAGGUUAUAAGGUAAGUUCUAAAAUAGCUUCUAUUCGUAGAAGUACUCCAGGAGUUGGUUUAAUAUCUCCUCCACCACAUCAUGAUAUGUAUUCUAUUGAAGAUGUAGGUCAAUUGGUAUAUGAUUUGAAAAAUAUAAAUAAAGAAGCAAAAAUAUCAGUGAAGCUCGUAUCUAAGUUAGGUAUUGGUGUUAUAACAUCAGGUGUGGUUAAAGGAAAUUGCGAACAAAUUUUAAUAAGUGGAACAUCAGGUGGUACAGGUGCUUCUAAAUGGACUUCAAUUAAGCAUGCUGGGUUACCAUGGGAAAUUGGAUUAGCAGAAGCUCAUCAAACAUUAUGUAAAUCGAAAUUACGAAAAAGAGUUAUUUUACAAAUUGAUGGACAACUAAAAACAGGAAGAGAUGUAAUUUUAGGAGCAUUAUUAGGUGCUGAAUCAUUUAGUUUUUCUACUCAACCGUUGAUAUCAUUAGGUUGUAUUAUGAUGAGGAAAUGUCAUUUGAAUAUUUGUCCUGUUGGUAUAUGUACACAAGAUCCAGAAUUAAGGAAAAAAUUUGCAGGAAAACCUGAAUAUAUUGUUAAUUUCUUUUUUAUGUUAGCUGAGGAAGUUCGAGAAUAUUUGGCUAGUAUGGGAUUCCGAAAAUUUUCUCAAAUUAUAGGUAGAUCUGAUUUGUUAAAAAAAAAAGAUCAUUUGAAAUAUGAUGAGAAAAGGAAACUCUUAGAUUUUUCGAAACUUUUAUUUCCUGGAUGGAAAUAUUAUGCAGAAGAUGAAAUGAAAGAUGAUCAAAAUAAACGAUAUAAGAAUAUAUCUAAUAAAAAAAAAAAAUAUAAUACAAAUUCUUUGUAUUCUGCUUCGAAGCAUAAAAAGAAUUCCAAAUCUGGUCUAAAUUCGAUUAAAAAAAUGAAAAAUAGAAAACAGGUUUUAAUAAAUGAAAGUUUUAACACUAUUAAAAAGUAUAAAAUUAAUUCGAAGCAAACGGAUAAUAUAGAAAUGGUUAAUGGACAAAGUGAACAUGUCACAAAUGUAGAAUGUGAUGAAGCAGAUGCAGAGAAUGAAAGUGAUCAGAACGACGACGAUGAUCAAGAAGAAACGGAUAAGAGUGAUGUUGAGGAAAAUAUUGAUAAUGAUGGUAGUGAUGAUAGUGAUGAUAGUGAUGACAAUGAUGAUAAUGAUGAUAGUGAUGAUAUUGAUGAUAUUGAUGAUAUUGAUGAGGUUGAAGAGAUUGAUGAGGAUGAUGAUAUUGAUGAUAUUGAUGAUAUUGAUGAUAUUGAUGACAAUUAUGAUGAUAAUAAUAACAAGAAACGACAAAACAAUACAGAGAAAAAAAUGAAAAAAAGUAUGAAUAUGAGCGUAAUAUAUAAAUAUCAAUAUAAAGAAAGGGGUUCUUAUAAUAUAAAUAAAAACAACAAAAAUAAUAAUAAUAAUAAUAAUAAGAGUAGUAAAAAAAUAAAGAAAAAAUGUCAUAUAAAAAAAAAAAUAGUAAAACCAAUUCCUAUAUUUUGUUGUGAAACUCAAAAUCAUAAAUUAUGUGAUAUUAUUGAUAGAGAAUUAAUCAGGAGAUCAAAGAUUGCCUUAUUAAAUUGUACACCAGUAAAUAUAAAAAUGCCUAUUAAAAAUACAGAUAGAGCUGUUGGAGCUAUGUUAAGUUAUCAUAUAAUACAAAAAUAUGGAGAAGAAGGAUUACCAAUUGAUACCAUAAAUGUGAAAUUUCGAGGUACAGGUGGAUUAUCAUUUGGUGUAUUUUUAACUAGUGGAGUAAAUUUUGAAUUGGAAGGAGAUGCAAAUGAUUUUGUAGGUAAAGGUUUAUCAGGUGGUAUAAUAUCAGUGCAUUUUCCAAAAAAUUCUUUAUUUAUAAAUGAAUGUCAAAAAAAUGUUAUAGCUGGAAAUUCUGUUUUAUAUGGAGCUACAAAAGGAAGAGCAUUUUUUGCUGGAAGAGCAGGUGAAAGAUUUGCUGUUCGAAAUUCAGGAGCAAUUGCUGUUGUAGAAGGUGUUGGUAGUCAUGGUUGUGAAUAUAUGACAAAAGGUAUAGUAAUAGUGUUAGGUGAAAUUGGUUGUAAUUUUGCUGCUGGUAUGAGUGGAGGUAUAGCAUAUGUAUUAGAUAUAAAUGAAAAAAAUGUGAAUCAUCAAAUGGUUGAUUUGAAAGUAUGUAAAACAAUGGAUGAAAAAAUGACUUUAGAAAAAUUAUUACAUGAACAUUAUGAAAGAACUAAUUCAUAUACAGCCAAAAUGCUAUUACAAAAUUUUGAUGAAAAUUUACAACGUUUUACUAAAAUUAUACCUAGAGAUAUUAAAAGAGUUUUAACUGAAGCUUGUAUUGAAUUUGUUAAAACAGGAAAUGAAGAAGCAGCUGCUAUUUUAGAUGAUUGGGCUUCCUUAUUAAAAAGUGUAGAUCAACCAGAACAUAUGUAUAAAAAAGCUAUGCAAUUCUUUACAACUAUUACUGAUGAUAUAUCAGGAUUAUCCAAAUCUUUAGCAUUAAGAAGUGUUGAUGGAUUAAUUAUUUAUGAUUUAUUACAAGAACAACGUAAUCGAAAUUUAUUAAGUAUAAAAAAUUCCUCAAAUGAUUUUAAUAGUUUAAAUAAUGAAGAACAAAAUAUUAAGAAAAAAAAAUUUUUCGAUUUUGAAAGAUUUAUACAUAAUUUAGAAUUGUGCAGAAGUAACAACAGAAAAUGGAGAAGAUUCUCUCAAAUUCAUUUCAAAUGUAAUGCUUUUUCAGAUUUUAAAAAUACUUUUCCUGAAAAAUUAGAUGAUAAAUCAAAAGAAAUGAUAAAAAAAUAUAUACUUAAUGAACAAUAUUUAUUAGAUUUACAUUUGAAAUCAUUAAAUUCAAAUAAGUUUAUUGAAAAACUAAUUCUUAGAGAAACAGAUGAUUAUAUUCAAAUAGAUCAAAAACAACUAAGUCCAAAUAUGUACACUUUAAAAAAAUAUUUUUAUCCAACCGAUAAUUAUGAUGUUUCGAAUAUAUCUAAUUCUAUGAAGGCCUAUAAUAAAAUUAAUGGGGUACACUUAAUCAAUAAGUCCAAUCAAAAUAAUGAAUAUGAAGAUGUGCCUAAUUCCUAUGAUUUGUCAGGGUACACAUUGGGUGCAAGAAAAAAAACAGAUGAUAUGGUAAAUAUUAAAAAGGAUGAAACUGAUACAAAUAUAACAAAUAAUACAAACAAUAUGAACAAUAUGAAUAAUACAAACAAUAUGAACAAUACAAACAAUAUGAACAAUACAAACAAUAUGAACAAUACAAACAAUACAAACCAUAUGAACAAUAUUACUAGUAGCAUACAUAUAAAUAAAGAUGAUAAUAAUAACAUUAAUGAUGAUAUGAAUAACACCGUCAUUUCUGAAGUUACCAAUACUACUUAUGUCAACAAAUCAUCAAAUUAUUCACAAUCUCAAUAUGCUAAAACAAGUGGCGAUAAUAAAACCAAGAAAUAUAGUGUUGACACAGAAAUUAGUGAUAUGACUAGAGUUUCAUCAGAUUAUGGAAAUGCUUCAAGUAUUAGUUCUACUAAACCUUUUUUAGUUGCCAAUCCAAAUAAAGUUACAGGAUUUAAAGAAUAUGAAAGGUUAUCUCAUCCACUUAAAGAUAUCAGUAGUAGAGUUUUAGAUUAUUCAGAAAUUAUUGUACCUAUAAACGUUAAAAGUAAACUACAUAAUCAAUUAUUAAAAACACAAGCAUCAAGAUGUGUUGAUUGUGGUACUCCAACUUGUCAUUAUCCUAAUUCGAGUGGUGGUGGCUGCCCCUUAGGUAAUAGAAUUUUUGAUUGGAACAAUUUAGUAUAUGAAAAUGAAUGGAAGAAAGCAUUAGAACGUCUAUUAGAUACCAAUAAUUUUCCAGAAAUUACAGGUCGUGUUUGUCCAGCACCUUGUGAAGAUGCAUGUGUUUUAAGUAUAAAUGAGAAAGCUGUGUCCAUAAAAUUUAUUGAAUUAUCUAUUAUUGAAUAUGGAUUCAUAAAAAAAUGGAUACAACCAAUGAUACCAAUUAGUCGUACUGGAAAAAAAGUGGCAAUUGUGGGUUCAGGACCAGCGGGAUUAACUGCAGCACAACAAUUAAACAAAGCUGGACAUAGUGUAACUAUUUUUGAAAAGGAUGAAUAUUUUGGAGGAUUGUUAAUGAAUGGAAUACCAAAUGUACGUUUAGAUAAAAAAGUUCUAGAGAGAAGAUUAAUAUUAAUGAAAAAAGAAGGAAUUGUAAUGAAAAAUAAUGUAAAUGUAGGUGUAGAUAUAACAUUAUCCGAUUUAGUAAAAGAAUAUGAUGCUAUACUUUUAGCUACUGGUUAUAAAAUUCCUAGAAAAUUAGAUAUUCCAGGUGCUAAUUUAAAUAAUAUUUAUUUUGCUAUGGAUUUCUUAACAUCAUGUCAAAUAUCAUUAACAAAAUCAGAUAUGACAGAUGAUAAUUAUAUAGAUGUAUCUGAAAAACAUGUUAUCAUAUUAGGUGGAGGAAAAACAGCCGUAGAUUGUAUCAGUUUAGCUAUUCGUAUGGGAGCAUCUAGUGUUUUACAAUUUACACGACAAGAAAUUCAACCUAUGAAUACAUCAGAAUAUUGGUGGCCAGGAUUAAAAAAUAUUUUCAAACUUGAAUAUUCACAUGAGGAAGCUAUCAUUAUACAAGGUAGAGAUCCAAGAGAAUUUUGUGUAAGGAGUUUGGAAUUUAUUCCAUCUAAUAAAGACCCUAAAAGAGUUUCUGGUAUAAGAGCUAUUAGGGUCAAAUUAAAAAAAAACUUAAAAAGUGAAAUGAAACAAAAUAAUAAAAUGUUAAAUAAUAAUUAUAUGGAUAAUCAUCAUAAUAAUUCAUCCAAAAUAGAUUUAAAGAAACAUUUAUCUAAAAUAAAUAAAUUAAAAAGUAUUAAAAGUAUAUCGAAAGGUCCAACUCAAGAAACAACAACAGCAAGUUCAUAUUCUUCUUCUUCUCCUGCAGAAAAUGAUAUUAUUCAGAAUUAUCAAAUAAUAAAGGAUCAUAAUGAAUAUGUUGAUAUACCAUUUACUGAAAGAAUUUAUAAAGCUGAUGUAGUCAUUUUAGCAUUAGGAUUUUCAAAAACAGAUGAUUCCAUAUGGGAAAAUGAUAAUAUAAAAAUUGAACUUAAUAAUUAUAAUUGUAUAAAAACAAACAAUAGAAUUUAUCAAACUAAUCAUAACAAUAUAUUCGCAUGUGGAGAUUGUAGAAUAGGACCUAGUACAGUAGUACAAGCAAUUGCAGAAGGAAGAGAUGUAGCAUCUAAAAUCGAUGAAUAUUUAACAAAUUCUGUAUCUAUUCUUCCUCCAUGUAAUACUUAUUAUUAUUAUCCUAAGAAUUAUAAGAAUGUUCCAUUCGGUUCUUCUAAUUGGGGAUAA
This is a messenger RNA of Plasmodium gaboni, 9048 nucleotides long. RefSeq names its product putative NAD(P)H-dependent glutamate synthase. Bases 1 to 9048 code for a protein of 3015 amino acids. The transcript has a single exon. Gene Ontology annotation, molecular function: iron-sulfur cluster binding; glutamate synthase activity; oxidoreductase activity, acting on the CH-NH2 group of donors, NAD or NADP as acceptor. NCBI's taxonomy places the organism in Eukaryota, Apicomplexa, Aconoidasida, Haemosporida, Plasmodiidae. The record is from RefSeq and is a predicted model, not a curated record.